Aphanomyces astaci is the source of this 330-nucleotide messenger RNA. RefSeq lists its product as hypothetical. NCBI's taxonomy places the organism in Eukaryota, Oomycota, Saprolegniomycetes, Saprolegniales, Verrucalvaceae. The coding region runs from base 1 to 330 and encodes 109 amino acids. The transcript has a single exon. The record is from RefSeq and is a predicted model, not a curated record. Gene Ontology annotation, biological process: mitochondrial electron transport, NADH to ubiquinone.
AUGAGUUCCAAGACCACGACCCCCGCAACCGACUCGACGGCCUUACUGGGCGCGGCGACCAUCUACGGCACAGAAUGCGCGGGUGUGAACAAGGAGUACCUCGUGUGCAAGAGCAAUGACGAGAACCCUCGCGCGUGCCUCGUGCCUGGGGAGAAAGUCACGGCGUGCGUGCUGAAAACGCUGCGGGUGCUUGAGACCAACUGCGGCGACGCGUUCACCAAGUACAAGAACGCGCUAGACUCGAACUGGCAUGAGUUGCAGGAAUGCCGCAAGGAACAAGCGGCCCUCGAAGCGUGUUACAGAGACUGGAAGCACCCCAAGUCGACAUAA